This is a messenger RNA of Nycticebus coucang (slow loris), 1671 nucleotides long. RefSeq names its product BLOC-1 related complex subunit 5 (gene BORCS5). The record is from RefSeq and is a predicted model, not a curated record. Lineage: Eukaryota; Metazoa; Chordata; Mammalia; Primates; Lorisidae. The transcript has 4 exons. Gene Ontology annotation, biological process: organelle transport along microtubule; lysosome localization; positive regulation of anterograde synaptic vesicle transport. Gene Ontology annotation, cellular component: synaptic vesicle membrane; cytoplasmic side of lysosomal membrane; BORC complex. Bases 365 to 955 code for a protein of 196 amino acids.
GCGUCCCGGAAGGAGCGCCCUUGCGGCAUUUGAGCCAGUGAGUGAAAGUGGCGCGGCCCGUGCUUCGUAGUCGCUACUAACCUGGUGUCCUUGUCCUCUUCUCGUAGGGUUCCCCCAAAGAAGGAGGGCAGGCAGCGUGCAUCCACACCGCGCCUCCUUGCGUUUCUCUUUCCCAAGUAGGACCUCCCCAGCCCCCGCCGCCCAGGCCCUGCGUGGGCUGGGCGCUCCAUCCCUGCACUCCCGCCUCACUGCGGCGCCCAGACUCUGUCUGGACUCCGGGUCCCUGGCCCGUGGUCUGUCGCCCCGCCGCUGGAGCUGUGACCGCCCUGCCCGCCGUUCUUCCGCUGCCACCGCGCCCGGCACCAUGGGCAGUGAGCAGAGCUCCGAGGCCGAGAGCCGACCCAACGAUCUGAACUCCUCAGUGACUCCUUCUCCAGCCAAGCAUAGAGCCAAGAUGGAUGAUAUUGUGGUUGUAGCUCAGGGCUCCCAGGCCUCUCGGAAUGUCAGCAACGAUCCCGAUGUUAUCAAGCUGCAAGAGAUUCCAACCUUCCAGCCCCUUUUGAAAGGGCUGUUGAGUGGACAGACUUCCCCAACAAAUGCCAAACUGGAGAAAUUGGAUUCCCAGCAGGUGUUGCAGCUCUGCCUCCGGUAUCAGGAUCACCUGCAUCAGUGUGCGGAGGCCGUUGCUUUUGAUCAGAAUGCUUUGGUUAAACGAAUCAAAGAGAUGGAUCUAUCUGUAGAAACCCUCUUUAGCUUCAUGCAGGAGCGUCAGAAAAGAUAUGCCAAGUAUGCUGAGCAGAUGCAGAAAGUCAACGAGAUGUCGGCCAUCCUCCGCCGCAUACAGAUGGGCAUCGACCAGACGGUGCCGCUGAUGGAGAGGCUCAACAGCACGCUGCCCGAGAGCGAGAGGCUGGAGCCCUUCAGCAUGAAGCCAGACCGGGAGCUCAAGCUGUAGAGCUGUUCUUCGCUCCUGCCAGGCUGUUCUGUGGAGUCCGGGAUACCCACCCUCAGGGACAUGUGGCAUAUGCCUGGGGCUGGAAGCUAGCAGAGGUUCUGGCUCUCUCGCAAGUUGGUGUCACGUGGUUCGGCUGGUGUGAAGUCUGCCUUUGCCCUGCUCUUUCCCCUGAUGCAGUGUCUCUAUGUGAAAUGAUCCAAGCUAAUUCUCGGUGAUAACCGAGGUUGGAACGUUUGAAUUAUUAGGAAUACUUUAAAGAACUCUGCAUUGAGAACUGUUUUUCUUUUGCUUAGAGUUUUUUUUUGUUUGUUUUUUAAUUGAGAGUAUAUAGUUUAGCUACUGGAGUACAGACAUGGGGAGAAGAGAGAAAUGUUAAGAAGCUCUGCAUUCUCCAUGCCCUCAUGAUGUCUUGCUCAGUAGGCUCUGUGGGUUAUGAGUUGCAAACAUAAAAUACUCAUUUGAUGUAGGUCUGGUGUGGUGUUCCUCUUUCUACCCUAACUGGUUCCCUUACACCAACGCUUUAUCUGGGGCACCUGCUCUUGCCCUGAUGGGGACACGGGGUUCGGCGUCCCUUGCAUGUCAUCAUCAGAAACUGAAGACACCGGUCUCAGCGCUUAUAGCACAUUGGUUAUGGUGCUGGCCACAUGCAUCGAGGGUGGCGGGUUCGAACCUGGCCGGGCCUGCUAAAACAACAAAGACAACUGCAACAGCAACAA